AUGUCAGAAUGGGGGUCCAAGAUCCUCGACUCGGUCGAACGCCAGGAACGUUUCCUCGCAGAGACGCUUGGGGCCGCCAGUCCCUCGAACGUGCCUCCCCAUGUUCAACAGCAGCAGCCAUUUUCCAACCUCUUUCACUCACCGAUUGAGCCGCAGGACACGGAGCUGAUAUCACGCAAUGAUACGUUGAAGACACCGAUUACGGGAUCAGAAAUGAUCCUAAGCUGGCCCAUCUUUCCCCAGGAGAGACCAGUCUCGACAUUUCCGCCUGCCGCAUUCGAGGAGAAGCCGGAUCGCUUUCCCACCGUUAUUCCCAGCUUCGAACCGCGGAGGAUAUUAGAAUUACGGGACAUUUUCAUGACCAAAAUACUGGCCAAGAACCCCAUAAUCGAUGCAGAGCAGCUGGAGGCAUACAUAGCGCACGUGCUAGAGACUGGUAUUGAUUGGUCUGCUUCUUCGUGUCUUGUGCUACUCGUCCUUGCGCUGGCAGCUAUUUGGGGCACGUACCCUGAGGACGAAACGAGAGAGGUUCCUUGUCCGGAACCUACUUUUGGCUCUAACCGGCCAAUGACCUACAUGACGGUCUCGAUACCGGAACAUCGAAUGAAGGAGUCACUAGGAUAUUUGGCCAUGGCCAGAAAGCGCAUUUCCGCUGCCUAUCUGGAUACUACACUUCUUGGAGUCCAAUUCUGGUAUCAGUAUAAUAUCGAGCCAAUUCCCGGCUGGAAGAUGUUUCGCACGGCCUCGAUGUUGUGGCAAACUUAUAACAUGAGACACCGGAGUGGGAGCGGGGAAAGGUCUGCACAAGAGGAGAGCAUGGAGCAGCGGCUGUAUUGGACGUGCCUCAAAUCCGAGUGUGAGGUCCGAUAUGAACUAUAUGAAUUACCACCCUCGGAUCUCUCUCUUUCCGACUUUCCUUUUGCGCUACCCAGCUUUUCUGUCUAUGAAUCCCCGUACGGAGGUAGCCCUGAGCACGAUCCCAACAGCCCGUCCGCUCUAGCCCUAGACUCCACUCCAUACUACUAUUACCUUGCAGAGAUAUCGAUGCGAAGGUUGCUCAAUCGCGUGCGAAACACAGUGCGCAUCCUCUCACCAGGUCUUGAUAUCCCCGCCAUCAAGCAACUGUCUGGUACCCUUAGCCACCUUGAAGACCAGCUUCAUCAAUGGGUGGUAUGUCUACCUCCCGCUCUCCGGUUCAACAUGCCUCUCGAGUCGCGCCCGCCACCGAAAGAGCCCGAGCUCGUGAAGCUCGUCCGCGAGCGCUACGUGGAAGUCCGAGAACUCCUCUGUCGCGCAUACCUAUACCUCUGCAUUCACACGCCACUCGACCGGGAUCUCGCGGCAUUGUACGGCACCAAGGCCACCGAGUCACUGCUCCUCGCAGUCUACCGCAUUCAAAACGAAGUGCCCUUUUUUAGACACCCGGGGUCAUGGGGUGCAUGUCGAGUGCGCUUCAAUCACGCGCUCUGCCUCAUUGCUGCCUUUCGCGCAAAAACAGACGAGAUCCCUGCAGCCGAGUACGUCAGUCUGCCUGUCAGCUGGGCCACGUAUGUUCGGGUAGUAAUCGAGCGACUGAAAAUCUGGGGUCAAGAAGGUGGUGGCAUCAAAGAGCUGGGCUUUCUGCUUGAUUGGCUGAUGCUUGGGAUUGUAUAA
Molecule: messenger RNA, 1653 nt
Organism: Aspergillus mulundensis
Lineage: Eukaryota; Fungi; Ascomycota; Eurotiomycetes; Eurotiales; Aspergillaceae
Product: fungal specific transcription factor domain-containing protein
Exons: 6
Coding region: 1-1653 (550 amino acids)
Source: RefSeq, a predicted model, not a curated record